CUCUCCUCAUCCCUCAAGACCCACAUCUCACUGGAAGUCCAUUAGUCCGCAUAAACGUCCUCCCUCUUCUUCUCCGUCCUCAUCCCUCAACCUCUCUCUCUUUCUAUCUAUUUAUGUUAUAAUUUAUACACACACAUUUCAUAUGCACACAUAUUGAGAUUUCUUGCUUUAUCCACUUUCAUAUCUUAUUAUCAACAGUCUUAACUGCAAACGACAGUGGGCGGGAUCAAUCUGUGAAUUCGAAAAAUAGGGUUUUUGUUCAUCACUUCACUGCUAGGUUUCACAUGCUCACUCAACCUCAUAUUGCAUCCACCGAGCGGUGAGAGUGACCGAGACAUGUAUUUGUCUGAGAACCCUCGUCCAAUUGAUUUCUACAAAGGAAUAGGAGGAGAGAGAGACAUGGUGAUCCAAGUCUCCUCCAAUGGCGAACUGCCACCUUAUCAUCAACAGCAACAGCAGCAGAUUAUUCUCGGAGAGAGCAGUGGUGAGGACAUCGAACUGAAAGCACCGAAGAGAAGAGCAGAGACUUGGGUUCAGGAAGAGAUUCGAAGUCUCAUCAGUUUUCGCCGCGAAGUGGAUGGACUUUUCAACACUUCGAAGUCGAACAAGCAUUUGUGGGAACAGAUCUCCGGGAAGAUGAGAGAGAGAGGGUUUGAUCGGUCGCCGACUAUGUGUACGGACAAGUGGAGAAACCUUUUGAAGGAGUUCAAGAAGUCCAAGCAACGAGAUAGGGGCAGUGGUUGUGCCAAAUUGUCGUAUUAUAAGGAGCUUGCGGAGUUGCUCAGAGAUAGGGACAAGAAUGGUUGUUCUUAUAAGAGCCCCAAUUCUUCAAAGGUCGAUUCCUAUAUUCAGUUCUCGGAUAAAGGUCUUGAGGAUGGCAGUAUCCCAUUUGGAUCCGUGGAAGCUAGUGGCCGGUCAACAGUCAACCCUGAAAGGCCUUUGGAUCAUGAUGGUGAUCCUCUUGCCAUUACUGCAGCUGAUGCAGUUGCUGCUAGUGGAGUUCCCCCUUGGAACUGGAGGGAGACCCCUGGAAGUGGUGGUGAGGGCCACUCUUCUUAUGUUGGGAGGGUCAUAACAGUCAAGUGGGGGCAAUACACUAGAAGGAUUGGUAUUGAUGGAACUGCGGAUGCAAUUAAGGAGGCAAUUAAGUCAGCUUUUAGAUUACGAACUAAACGGGCAUUUUGGUUAGAGGAUGAAGAUAAUAUCAUCCGGAGUCUGGACAGGGACAUGCCCUUGGGCAAUUACAUUCUUCAGGUCGAUGAAGGGAUCUCCAUAAAAGUUUGCCUCUAUGAUGAGCCUGACCACAUGGCUGUUCAUGCUGAAGACAAAACGUUUUAUACUGAAGAAGAUUUUCGUGAUUUUCUCUCUCGCCAUGGCUUGAUAGGUUUAAGAGAAAUAAAGGGCUACAGAUGCUUUGAUAAUUUGGACGAUCUGCGCCCCAGUGCAAUCUACCAGGGGGUGAGACUUCUGGGGGAGUAGAGUUUUGUUUCCUAGUAGCCUAAGGCUUAAUUUAAACUAUCAUUUGAUUUUUCCCCAUCAGUGAAAAGUCGAAGCAUGAACUGUCGCUCACUUUGUUUUCCUAAAGUUGUAUAGUCCAAAGUUCCAAAAUACCAUCCAUUCAUGGUUAUGUUGUAUUCUUUCUAGCAUUUUGCCAUGAACAAAAUGGGAAAAAAGGGUGGAAAAACAGGGGUUAAAUUGUUUGCAGUAGACAAAAUAUAAUCAAAAUGCUUGUCUUAAUUGUUUGAAUA
This is a messenger RNA of Cornus florida, 1748 nucleotides long. Its product is annotated as trihelix transcription factor GT-1-like. Bases 337 to 1479 code for a protein of 380 amino acids. The record is from RefSeq and is a predicted model, not a curated record. NCBI's taxonomy places the organism in Eukaryota, Viridiplantae, Streptophyta, Magnoliopsida, Cornales, Cornaceae. The transcript is spliced from 5 exons.